Molecule: messenger RNA, 1001 nt
Organism: Andrographis paniculata
Lineage: Eukaryota; Viridiplantae; Streptophyta; Magnoliopsida; Lamiales; Acanthaceae
Exons: 5
Coding region: 202-825 (207 amino acids)
Source: RefSeq, a predicted model, not a curated record
AGUGGCAAUAAGGCAUUGAGGCAAUGUGUGGAUAACAAAAGUUGUUCCUCCUCCUCCAUUUGCAGGGUCUAUCUUAGAAGAAGAAGUAGCAGCAGCAGCAGCAGCAGGCCAAGGCAAGAGACAAGAUAGAAUCUGUACAAAAUGCUCUUAAUUGACUAAACAGAGUUAGUUGAAAGCAGAUUGAUUCUUGAAGCUACAACCAUGGCAGCAACUGGAGGAUCCAUAGCUGUUUGGAACUGCCCAUCUUGUUCUUAUUUCAGGCAGAAAGCCAGACCACCUCCAAAACCACUCACAUUAUCAUCACUACAGGUUUCCAAUGUAAUCUAUCAUCACAAGAGAAGCAUAUGCUGUUCAGCAAUUCAAGAAUCAUCUACACCCACAGUUGCUGCUGAAACAAAGGAGAAAAAGGAGGUGAAAAAGGCCAAGGAGGAUGGCAGUGAUGCUGCUGUUGCUAAGCCAAAACCUGCAGCAAAAGCUCCUGCAAAGCCUCUGCCUCAGAUGAUGGAAGAGGAUGUGAUCCCUACACUCAAAUCGACGUUAGAAACGCAGCAAGACAUCUCCGAGCUCAACCUCACCUACAUUGAUAAUAAGUUGGAAGGGUCAUUUGUGAAGAAAGGAAUUCCUUACACAUUUUGGGCUUUCUUCCCCAAUGGAACCAUCAAUGGGCCAAAGGGGUUCUCGAUAUCAUCGUAUGGGUCGGGAGUGAGCACUGUGGAGCCAUUCUUGGUGGAUGAGAGGAAGCCCACAGCAAAGCACGUUGUAUUCUGGGUUGAGAAGCGUUUGGCUGCUCAGGGAAUCAUCCCUGUUUGGAAAGAUCAAGAUUGAACCAACACUCACAAUCGGAUCAUAUUUGGAGCCUCCUAAUCCCAAACAAACCAUUUCUGUAAAUCGUAUAUAUACAUGUUUGUUAGUAUCAAUAUCCUCUUGUUCAUGCUAAAGAUUGAACUUAUGGCCUCCUAGUAUUCCCCUUUCCGACUGUAUGAAGGGUUGGAUUCUGUUUA